Trichoplusia ni (cabbage looper) is the source of this 2329-nucleotide messenger RNA. RefSeq names its product polyubiquitin-C. The record is from RefSeq and is a predicted model, not a curated record. The transcript has 2 exons. Gene Ontology annotation, cellular component: nucleus; cytoplasm. Lineage: Eukaryota; Metazoa; Arthropoda; Insecta; Lepidoptera; Noctuidae. Bases 117 to 2174 code for a protein of 685 amino acids. Gene Ontology annotation, molecular function: protein tag activity; ubiquitin protein ligase binding. Gene Ontology annotation, biological process: protein ubiquitination; modification-dependent protein catabolic process.
CAGCAAAUCAAUAAAUUUAAUUUGAGUUUGACUCGCGUUGUCUAAACAGUGUGUUGUGUUUAUAAUAAGAUCGUACAAGUCAUUUGAUUUCUGAUAAGUAUUAAAUUGCCAUCACAAUGCAGAUUUUCGUGAAAACGCUGACGGGUAAAACUAUCACUCUUGAAGUUGAACCUUCCGACACUAUCGAAAAUGUAAAAGCUAAAAUUCAAGACAAAGAAGGCAUUCCCCCAGAUCAGCAGCGACUGAUCUUCGCCGGAAAGCAGUUGGAGGACGGCCGUACUCUGUCUGACUACAACAUUCAGAAGGAAUCUACCCUCCAUCUUGUACUUCGUUUGCGCGGUGGUAUGCAGAUUUUUGUAAAGACACUCACGGGCAAGACUAUCACCCUCGAGGUAGAGCCCUCUGAUACCAUCGAAAAUGUAAAGGCUAAAAUUCAAGAUAAAGAGGGAAUCCCGCCUGACCAGCAGCGAUUGAUCUUCGCUGGUAAGCAGCUAGAAGACGGCCGCACCCUCUCGGACUAUAACAUUCAGAAGGAAUCUACCCUCCACCUUGUACUGCGUCUCCGAGGUGGUAUGCAGAUCUUCGUUAAAACAUUAACCGGCAAAACUAUCACACUUGAAGUAGAGCCUUCAGAUACUAUUGAGAAUGUAAAGGCCAAAAUUCAAGACAAGGAAGGCAUUCCUCCAGACCAGCAGAGAUUGAUCUUUGCAGGAAAACAGCUUGAAGAUGGGCGCACUUUGUCUGAUUAUAAUAUCCAAAAGGAAUCCACCCUUCACUUGGUCCUGCGACUCCGUGGUGGUAUGCAAAUCUUUGUUAAGACAUUGACGGGCAAAACCAUCACUCUGGAAGUUGAGCCUUCAGAUACUAUUGAGAAUGUAAAGGCCAAAAUUCAAGACAAGGAAGGUAUCCCCCCAGAUCAGCAGCGUCUUAUCUUUGCUGGCAAACAGCUAGAGGAUGGUCGCACUUUGUCUGACUACAACAUCCAGAAGGAAUCUACACUCCACUUGGUACUCCGUCUUAGAGGUGGUAUGCAGAUCUUCGUAAAAACCCUGACUGGAAAAACCAUCACUCUGGAAGUAGAGCCAUCUGACACUAUUGAAAAUGUUAAGGCUAAAAUCCAAGAUAAGGAAGGAAUCCCACCAGAUCAGCAGAGGCUGAUUUUUGCUGGCAAGCAACUGGAAGAUGGACGUACCUUAUCCGACUACAACAUCCAAAAGGAAUCUACCCUUCACUUAGUCCUGCGUCUGCGUGGUGGAAUGCAGAUCUUUGUCAAAACUCUUACGGGCAAGACCAUUACUCUUGAAGUUGAACCUUCAGAUACUAUUGAGAAUGUUAAAGCUAAAAUCCAAGACAAGGAAGGUAUCCCACCAGACCAGCAGAGGCUGAUUUUUGCUGGCAAGCAGCUUGAAGAUGGACGUACCUUGUCUGACUACAAUAUUCAAAAGGAAUCCACGCUCCAUCUGGUACUGCGUCUCCGUGGUGGUAUGCAGAUCUUUGUAAAAACCCUGACUGGCAAGACAAUCACGCUUGAAGUUGAACCUUCUGACACCAUCGAAAAUGUGAAGGCCAAGAUUCAAGAUAAGGAAGGUAUCCCUCCCGAUCAGCAGCGUCUGAUCUUCGCCGGUAAGCAAUUGGAAGAUGGGCGCACUCUUUCUGAUUACAACAUCCAAAAAGAAUCGACACUGCAUUUAGUCCUCCGUCUUAGAGGUGGUAUGCAGAUUUUCGUAAAAACCCUGACUGGCAAAACAAUUACUCUUGAAGUAGAGCCAUCUGAUACCAUUGAAAACGUGAAGGCUAAAAUCCAAGACAAGGAAGGGAUCCCCCCAGACCAGCAGAGGCUGAUUUUUGCCGGCAAGCAGCUUGAGGAUGGGCGCACCUUGUCAGACUAUAACAUCCAGAAGGAAUCUACUCUCCAUUUAGUCUUGCGUCUGCGUGGUGGUAUGCAGAUCUUCGUCAAGACUCUGACUGGCAAGACCAUUACCCUCGAGGUCGAACCAUCUGACACCAUUGAGAAUGUCAAGGCCAAAAUCCAGGAUAAGGAGGGUAUACCUCCUGACCAACAGCGUCUCAUCUUCGCUGGUAAACAACUUGAAGACGGUCGCACUCUUUCUGACUACAACAUACAGAAGGAGUCUACCCUGCACUUGGUGCUUCGUCUUCGAGGCGGCAAAUAAAUUCCGAAUAUAAUAAAUAUUCUACCAUAUCUCUUCUAUCUCUGACAUGUAUUCAUUAUAAUACCCACUCAAUAUUCACACUCUUAUUCUAAUCAUUCCAGUUACAAUAUCCGAUUACAACACUUCUUGAAAUAAAUAUCUUUCACCUCCGUAAA